AUGUUCUCUCAUUCUAAAGACUAUUAUCCUCCAUCUUACCAUUUCUACAAUCCUUCUUUUGACUCUCGCGGCUCUGAUGCUUCAUCAACUCCUCAAGCCUCAUCAACUCAUCGAGCCCCAUCAACUCAUCGAGCCUCAUCACCCCCUUCAAGUUGGCCUGAUAAAGGACAUCCAUGCCCUACACAUUAUCCGCAAUCGCAUUCUGUCAAGGUGGAGGAAGAUGAUGACGAUGAGAACUUACCUAUAUCAAUGCAUUUUGAACGAGACUCAGCUGAGUCCAGCUUGUUUGAUCAACCAGCAGAAGAAGAAGACUCUGACCUUGCGCUCGAGGCUGCCCAGGCCAAACGCAAAGUGUGUCGAGCUCAAAAAUACUUGGCCGACUGCCUUUUGGAACAAUAUAAAAUACUUAUCCAUAUCUCCCACUGCCGGGCAGAAGCUCCAAACCAGCAUCUAUUAUUGGCUGACCUCAACGUCGGACACAUGCACUCAGAGCGCCGGAGGAAAAGUGGUAUCACAAUGUUUACUAUUCGAGCGUGA
Suillus bovinus is the source of this 537-nucleotide messenger RNA. RefSeq lists its product as uncharacterized. Lineage: Eukaryota; Fungi; Basidiomycota; Agaricomycetes; Boletales; Suillaceae. Bases 1 to 537 code for a protein of 178 amino acids. The record is from RefSeq and is a predicted model, not a curated record. The transcript is spliced from 2 exons.